Molecule: messenger RNA, 2088 nt
Organism: Spinacia oleracea (spinach)
Lineage: Eukaryota; Viridiplantae; Streptophyta; Magnoliopsida; Caryophyllales; Amaranthaceae
Product: zinc finger BED domain-containing protein RICESLEEPER 1-like
Exons: 3
Coding region: 1-2088 (695 amino acids)
Molecular function (GO): DNA binding; protein dimerization activity
Source: RefSeq, a predicted model, not a curated record
AUGGCAGAAGGUAGCUCUGUCAAUCCACUUGACUUGGGGGAGGAUGAAGAUGAAAUUCCAUGCAAUAAUAAAGGCCCUCCAGUCAAUGCUCGUGGUAGAAAAUUAAAAUCAGUUGUUUGGCAGCAUAUGGCUCGUGAAAUAUUAAAAGAUGGGAGCAUACAAGCUAUUUGCAACCACUGUAAGAUGAUUUUUACAGCAAAUAAUAGCAGUGGUACGUCUCAUCUCAAAAGACAUGUUGAUAAAUGUCCAAAACGCAUAAACCAUGAUAUUAGGAACUUUUGUAUUUCAUCUAAUCCAUCUAGUGGGGGCACUAGCAACAUGUCUUUGAAAAAUCCUAAUAUUAAUUUUGAGGAAGUACGUAGGGCUAUUUGCAUUUAUGUUGUAUCUGGUGCUCAUUCUUUUGCUACAUGUGAAGAACCUGGGUUCAAAUAUAUGGUCUCUACUAUGUGCCCUCAAUUUAAUACUAUUAGUAGGCAUACUUUAAGGAGAGACACUUUGAGAUAUUAUGAUGAUGAAAAAAAAUUUGUUAUGGAUGAUUUGCAAAAUGCUCCUGGUCGUAUAGCUUUUACCACUGAUAAUUGGAGAAGUGAACAUACAGAUGAUGAAUAUAUGUGCAUUACUGCUCAUUGGGUUGAUGCUAAUUGGAAAUUACAAAAGAGAAUAAUCAAAUUUGGGGCUUUAACACCACCGUUUGAUGGAGUUUCUCUUGCGGAUGAGAUUGCAUUAUGCUUGGGUCAAUGGAAAAUUGAUCAUAAGAUAUUUAGUUUUACAGUAGACAAUGCAUCUUACAAUGAUUGUAUGAUUUCUUCUUUAAAGGCUCAUCUUCUAAGGAAAAACUGUUUGUUUUAUGGUGGGGAAUUCUUUCACUUGCGAUGUGCUUGUCAUAUUAUAAAUCUUGUAGUGCAAGCUGGAUUAAAGGGCAUAGAUGAUGUUGUUAUCAAGAUUAAAAGUGUAGUGAAACACUUUAAGCAUUCAAUCCCAAAGAAGAAAAAGUUUUAUAGUGUUGCUGAAACAAGUUUUGGUAUAAAAACAAACAAGAAGUUGCGUGGAGAUAAUUGUAUUAGAUGGAACUUUACAUUUUUAAUGCUUGACCGCUUCAUUUUCUUUAGAGAUGUUAUUGAUCAUGUGGUUAGUCGGGAUAAGGAUCUUAAAGUGUUUUCUCUCACAUUGGAAGAGUGGGUUAGAGUUUGUGAAUUGCAUGCAUUCUUGAAGAUCUUUUAUGAUGUUACAAAUACAUUUUCGGCUUCAAAACACCCCACUUCAAAUCUCUAUUUUGAUGGUGUAUGGAGGAUCCAUAAAAAGUUGAUAGAUGUUACAAACGGACCCUUAAGUAGCUUGUCUUCUAUGGUCAAACCUAUGAAGGAUAAAUUCGAUAAAUAUUGGUUUGAUUAUAGUCUUGUCCUCUCGUGUGCUGCUGUUUUGGAUCCCCGAUUUAAACUAGACAGAGUUGAAUAUUGCUAUGAAAAGUUGUUUGGAGAGGUAUAUGCUAAGAAAAUGGUUGAACGUGUUAGAUACACUUUGUUUGAUUUGUUUGAUGAGUACAAAGAUGUCCAUACUGCUAGUUCUCCUAAUCUGGCAACUAGUAGUGGUGCCCCUAGUAUUUCUACUGUUGUUGGAAGUAAUGCGGAACAAAUGGAUGAAAUACUUGAUUAUAAGGUAUUCUUGAGUAAGAGAAGGAAAGCAGAUAAUGUCAAGAGUGAAUUGGAGAUUUAUUUAGAGGAAAAGAAUCCGGAUGUGACAGAAAAAUGUGACGUGCUGUCAUAUUGGAACAAAAAUUCUGUCCGUUAUCCAAAUCUUGCAUGUUUGGCUCGUGACAUAUUGACUAUUCCCAUCUCUACGGUUCCUUCAGAAUCUUCUUUUAGUAUGGGAAAGAAGUUAAUAAAUCCUUGGAGAGCCUCACUUGGGCAAAAGACAAUAGAAGCUCUUGCAUGUUCUGAAGAUUGGUUACGUGCAAAAGGUCUUAACUUAGGUUCAUCAAAAUUCUUUGGCUAUGGGGAAUUGUCUGUUGACGACGAUGAAGAAGAAGAAGAAGAUGAUGAGUGUCUUAGUGUGACGAAAGUUCUUGAGAAACACAAUGCUGAUGCUUGA